This is a messenger RNA of Fusarium redolens, 777 nucleotides long. RefSeq lists its product as uncharacterized. Bases 1 to 777 code for a protein of 258 amino acids. The transcript has 2 exons. Lineage: Eukaryota; Fungi; Ascomycota; Sordariomycetes; Hypocreales; Nectriaceae. The record is from RefSeq and is a predicted model, not a curated record.
AUGAGUCGACACGUUCUAAUAAUCGGCGGCCACGGGAGGAUUGCUCAGAUCCUUACGCAGCAACUGCUAAGGAAGUCGUGGACCGUCACUAGCCUUAUUCGAAGUCAGGACCAAGUCUCCCAGAUCAACAGCCUGGCCGCUGCCAACAAGGGAAAUUUGAACGUGCUGGUCCGUAAUUUGGAACAUGUCUACGAUAUUUCCCAAGCAAGAUCGAUCCUCAAUGAAGUCAAACCAGAUACCGUUGUUUGGUGCGCUGGAGCAGGGGGAGAGGCAAGACCUGACCGAACUUUUGCUAUCGAUCGAGAUGCUGCCAUUAAGUUCAUUAAAGCUACAGUCCAAACGCCGACCAUUAAACAAUUACUUCUCGUCUCGUACAUUAAUUCUCGUCGAGAGCGACCCAGCUGGUGGGAUGACGACGCCUGGGGAUACGCGCAAGAGAUGCAGCGUGGCGGUCUCUUGAGCUAUUAUCAAGCCAAACUAGCAGCAGAUGAGAUACUUCUUGAGGAGGCAUCCAGCCGAGCCGACUUCUCGGGGAUAAGUCUUCGGCUGGGCAUACUGUCGGACGAACCUGCAGGACCGAUUGAGCUUGGGAAAACUACAACGUCGAGGGGCAAUGUUAGCCGGGCAUCUGUAGCUGAAGUUAUUGUGUUGCUGCUUGAGCAUGAGGCGGUGCAGACAUCCUGGCUGGAUAUGCUUGAUGGCGCUGAGGAUAUUAAAACUGCCGUUGAGCGAGUAGUUAAUGACCGAGAGAAUGCGGCUGAGGAAGAAGGAAAAUGA